This is a messenger RNA of Polyodon spathula (Mississippi paddlefish), 513 nucleotides long. Its product is annotated as anthrax toxin receptor 1-like. The record is from RefSeq and is a predicted model, not a curated record. Gene Ontology annotation, molecular function: signaling receptor activity. Gene Ontology annotation, cellular component: membrane. The transcript has 3 exons. The annotation marks the transcript as partial. NCBI's taxonomy places the organism in Eukaryota, Metazoa, Chordata, Actinopteri, Acipenseriformes, Polyodontidae.
CUGGGACGGCUUUGUUUCCAGGUGCGCUGGGGGGAGAGGGGCUCCACCGAGGAAGGAGCUAAGCUGGAGAAGGCCAAGAACGCGAGGGUGAAGUUACCGGAACAGGAGUUCGACCUCUCUCCGUCCCGCGCCCUCAACAACAGCAUGUACAAACCACCCGGGCCGCGCAAGUGGUACUCGCCAAUCAAGGGGAAGCUGGAUGCGCUGUGGUUGCUGCUGCAGAAAGGAUAUGACCGGGUGUCAGUGAUGAGGCCGUUGCCGGGAGACAAGGGACGAUGUAUCAACGUUACCAGAGUCAACAAGCCGCCUCCCAGAUACCCCAUCUACAACCACAGCACCCCCAUCUACACCACCCCCUUCUACACCCCCCCUCCACCCCACGAGGGAGGGGGAGGAGUGUCCCUCCUCGGAGGGGAGGCCUCCCCUCCAGGGGCUGGAGGUGGGAGGGAGGAUGGGGUGGAGGCCGGGGGAGAGCGAAGGGACGGUGGAGGGGGACGAGGAGGGGGACUCUGA